CCAGGACAGUCCCGUCAUUUAGGUAUCUGCGGACGUUCCAACUCCAAGUACCCAACCCUGCGAAAGCUCCAAAAACCCUUCGCGCGAGCAGAGUGUAGGAGAGUCUAGAUGGCGAAUCUCUCAGUCCUCGUAAUCCUUACCUUGAUUUCAAUCCUUCCCUAUGUCUCUCUGUCCUUCUCUCCCGAUUCACCAACCGAUCGGGGAGUCCUUGUCUUGCUGGAUGACUUCUCCGUCAAAUCCUCACACUCCAUUUUCUUCAGCUCCCUCAAAUCUCGCGGUUUCGUCCUUGAUUUCAAGCUUUCCGACGACCCCAAGCUAUCGCUCCAACGUUACGGCCAGUACCUCUACGAUGCAUUGAUCCUCUUCUCUCCAUCUACUGAGAAGUUUGGAGGAGCUCUGGAUUUGGGGGCCGUGCUUGACUUCGUUGACUCCGGUCACGACUUGAUUGUCGCGGCGGAUGCAUCUGCCUCUGACUUGAUCAGAGGUAUUGCCAACGAAUGCGGGGUUGAUUUCGAUGAGGAUUCAUCAGCUAAGGUUAUUGAUCACAAUAGCUAUGCAGUCUCGGACAAUGAUGGAGAUCAUACUUUGAUUGCCAGUGAUAAUUUUAUUCAAUCCGAUAUUAUCCUUGGAAAAUCAAAAAUUGAGGCCCCUGUACUCUUUAGAGGGAUUGCACAUUCAGUGAAUCCAACCAAUGGCAUGGUUUUGAAAGUCCUCUCAGCUUCUGAUUCAGCAUAUUCGGCCAACCCAAUUUCAAAAUUGUCGAAUCCCCCAUUGCUUACUGGAUCUGCCAUCUCGUUAGUUUCAGUUCUACAGGCUAGAAAUGAUGCGCGUGUUAUGAUCACUGGCUCUUUAGAUAUGUUCAGCGAUCGGUUUUUCAAAUCAGACGUGCAGAAAGCCGGAAACCCCAAAUAUGAAAAGUCUGGUAAUGAACAGUUUGUGAAUGAAAUCAGCAAGUGGGUUUUCCAUGAGAGAGGCCAUCUAAAGGCUAUUAAUAUUAGUCACCGCGAAGUUGGCGAAGCAGAUGAGCCUGCAAUGUAUAGAAUCAAAGAUGAUCUGGAAUUUUCUUUUGAGAUAUAUGAAUGGUCUGGAAAAAGCUGGGAGCCAUAUGUGGCCAACGAUGUUCAGGUCCAGUUCUAUAUGAUGAGCCCUUAUGUGCUGAAGACGUUAUCAACUGAUCAAAAGGGUCUCUAUCAUACAUCAUUCAAGGUCCCUGAUGUUUAUGGAGUUUUCCAGUUCAAAGUUGAGUAUCACAGACUUGGAUACAGUAGCUUAUCACUCUCCAAACAGAUUCCUGUGCGGCCUUUCAGACACAAUGAAUACGAGAGAUUCAUAACAACAGCUUUUCCCUAUUAUGGAGCUUCUUUUACCAUGAUGGCUGGCUUCUUUAUCUUCAGCUUUGCAUACCUGUUCAACAAGUAAAGAGUGCAUUAGCGAGGAAGUUUGCAUGUGGGGAUUUUUCUUAGAUCAACCCUUCUAGAGGUAAAGGGAGUGUUUUGGACAGAUUUUUGCCUGCAAAACAUGAAGUUAUACCAUAUAACUGAGUAUCAAUUACAUCUGCAGGCUCCUACUUUCUCAUAAACUAUUGUCGGGAAUGAUUAGGAACUGCAGUCCGUUAGAUCUCCUCCAUUCAGCUUUAUAUCUUCAUGUUUAUAUAAUUUAAGACACUGGAUUAUAACUGUAGCAAGACAUUAGUUCCUUUCUUUGGGAUAAACUUAGAAAAAAGACUAGAAGAGAAUGGGAGAAAAGAAUAUGAAUUUAUUUUGCUGUCUGGAUGUUUUUAUUGUUUUAUGCCGAUAAAAAAAGUUUAAUGUUUGAUUGAACAACCAUAUGGGUGGGUCUAUUUUUGGUUGUCAAGUCUUUUGUUGGAAUACAAUGUAAUACUGAUAAA
Tripterygium wilfordii is the source of this 1888-nucleotide messenger RNA. Its product is annotated as dolichyl-diphosphooligosaccharide--protein glycosyltransferase 48 kDa subunit-like. The coding region runs from base 109 to 1419 and encodes 436 amino acids. The transcript has 13 exons. Gene Ontology annotation, cellular component: endoplasmic reticulum membrane; oligosaccharyltransferase complex. The record is from RefSeq and is a predicted model, not a curated record. Lineage: Eukaryota; Viridiplantae; Streptophyta; Magnoliopsida; Celastrales; Celastraceae.